Molecule: messenger RNA, 3004 nt
Organism: Teleopsis dalmanni
Lineage: Eukaryota; Metazoa; Arthropoda; Insecta; Diptera; Diopsidae
Product: protein CASC3-like
Exons: 2
Coding region: 172-2724 (850 amino acids)
Biological process (GO): mRNA processing
Cellular component (GO): exon-exon junction complex
Molecular function (GO): mRNA binding
Source: RefSeq, a predicted model, not a curated record
AUCAUACAUUCUCCGCAUAUUCUAACUUUCUUUUUCGUGAUUGCGUUGUUAAAAAGUUACAUUGAACAGUUUUUUUCUUAAUCGUAUUAAAUAACUAACAAAAUAUUACAAAAUAUUUAAUUGCGAUUAAAUAGCAUAAAUAAAUAAAUAAUUAUCGACAAGUUAUUGAAAAUGGCAGAAAUAGAAAAUAUUAAGACAGUCGACAUUCCAAAAGGAAAUUUAAGUUGUCCAAGCGAAGCUAGUGGUGGUGCAGCUGAUUUAGGCACAUCGCCGCCAACACAGGGUACAAGUAAUUCUCAUCCACAUGAUUCCGAAUACGAUACAGCAAGUGACUUGGAGGGUGGCGAUGAUUAUGACGAUGAUGAUGAUAUAGAUGACGAUGGUGAUAGUGUGACUGAUGAAGAUGAUAUAGAAGACGACGAGGACGAAGAUGAUGAGUUUAAUACAUUACCGAGUACAUCUAAAAUCGAUCCAGAAACUCAAAAAAAAGUAGACGAAGAUCGCAGUAAUCCUCAAUAUAUACCGAAACGAGGUACGUUUUACGAACAUGAUGAUCGUACUGCGGAUGUUGUGGCUGAUGGUACUUUAAUAAUUAGUGAAAGUGGUGAACAACAAAAUGCUGUAGGUGCUGCAGGUGCCAAAUCACCACAAUCUCCAAUUAUAGAACAAGGUUCAAAGACAUUAAAAAAAUGGCAGCCAGCAUCCGCUGUUGAACGUUGGUCUCAUGAUCGUUUCGAUCAAGAUGAGCAAGCGCCAAAAAGCCGUUCAGAAUUAGUUUCUACUUAUGGUUAUGACAUUCGUACAGAGGAUGCUCCACCACGUGCUAGAAGACGUCGCCGCUAUGGUCGAGGUCCAAGUAAAUACUCCCGUAACUGGGAAGAUGGAAACGCCUACCUUAAAGCAAGCAAUAAAGAACGUAAACCGCCACGUCCAUCAGAUUUUCCAGCGCUAAAUGAACGAAACAACAAGACUCAGAGGAAACCUAAAGUACGUGAAGAAAAGGAAAAUAGGUUAAACAAACGUCAGAACGAAAGCGCUACUGAACUACUGAAUCAAACUGAUAAAAACAAUUCGAAAGGACCACGUAACUUAAAUACAGAGGAUCGUAGAGAUCGUGGGGAUAUUAAACAAAACAAAAGCCGAAAUUAUGGCAGACAAAAUGUGAACAACGUUCGUCAGGCUCCAAUGGAAUUUAAACAGCAAAAGCAGAGAAAUAGUCAAGGACAUCAAGAUCUGAAUAACCGUAACGAAACUCAUGUUGAAAGACAAAUAAAUCGCUCACAAUCGAAUGGCGCAAACAAUGAUAUCAUGAAAAGUGGUGGUAAACUCCAAAAUAAUGCUAAGUAUCCGCAGUCACAUCAAAUUGAUUACAAUAACGUUAAUAAUAACAGCAAUAUAAAUAAAACAAACGAAAACAGUUAUCAACAAAUACAACCCUCUCCACAACAAAAAACUCCAAUAAGACAGUCAUUACCAAUCAAAACAGUACCAACUACACAAUUACCACCUACCAAUUUAUCUCAGCGUUUACAGCAAGUACAGAAUCGUAACGAUCCAAGUCAUGUUGGUAGUGUGCAAAUGCAUGCUUUAGCUACUCAAAACCAAAUAGUAACACAGCAACAGCAACAGCAACAACAACAACAACAACAGCAAAACGCAAAUAUAUUGGUGCCACAACAGAGCCAACCUCAAGAGCAGCGUGGACCACCAAAAAGAUACUCAAGCUUACGUCGUUCUCAGCAUGAGGCCCAACAUCUUGCUGAUCAGCAUCAACUUCAAAUGCAAUAUCAGGCACAACAGCAACCACAAAUGAUGUUGCAAGAUCAACAUAUGUUGCAGGCAAACCUUAUGCAUCUUUAUCAUCAAGAGAAUCUACAGGCGCAGAUGCAGGCUAUGCAGGUUAAUCAAACACCACCUCAACCGAAACCGCCUACAUAUACUACAGUACCACCACAGACACAAGCUCCAACAUAUGGAAAUAGUGCUGGGCCAACUCCUGCACCGACUGCUUAUUAUGUUACUACACCGGAAGCCUAUGCAGCUACAGCAAAUGCUCAGGGACCACAAGCAACACCAUAUGCACAGCCGGCGAACUAUUUACAGCCAGCAGCAACUGGUGCUCCAAUUGGUUAUGCGGCAACGGCUCCAACUAAUCCACAAAACAAUCCCCCUACCUCAUAUCCAACGGCAGCAGUAACACCAGUAGCUGCUCCUGGUGCAACACAGCCACAACAACCAAAUUCAAACCAAAAUUAUACGAAUUAUCAGAACUUCAAUACUGUCGGCGGUACUACGUACUUCGUACCACCUGCUCAAACUACUAGCAGACCAGUAACGUUACCGCAAAGACGUCCAACAAAUGCCAUUCCUAUACUGCCCCCUUCGGAGAAAAACAAACAACGUGCGACUGAAGUGAAAGAUGAGAUGAAGAACAAUAGCACUAUACCAGUUCAAUCGACUGCACCUAUUGGUAGUGCAGAUAACAUCGAUCAUAUCAUAGAUAAUAUGUUUGUGCAGAGGCCAUCCUUUCAGCCACCGCAAGUUACAUCGACUCGUAAAAGUACGUCACCACCAAGUGGUGAAAGCAUUACUAAUACUACAUCUGUUGAUACAAUUGCAACGACUGUGCAACCAGACGACGUCUCAUCCAACAACACAACAAGCGGAAGUGAACAAAAUGUAGGAUUAAAUAGUAAUAACAACCCGAUUGCAGUGCAGGAAUGAGUGACAACGACGUAUACUGGACGCUUCAAAUAUAUAACAUAAUUUACAUAUAAAUUUUUUUUAAAUCAAGUUAUAAUAACGUUUAACAUAACACGUACGCAUAUUUAGGCAAUUAAAAACCUUCAACAUAUUUAUACCCUCUAACAGCAUGGUUCCUUAGCAGGGACGUAAACCCUCGCUUCGCUUGUGUUUUCUGAAGUCUGUGACUAUUUUUUAAUUACAAUUGUAAUUGUAUAUUUUGAAAGAUUAAUUUUAAUUUAUUGUUAAAAAGUGAGUUUGA